Molecule: messenger RNA, 408 nt
Organism: Seminavis robusta
Lineage: Eukaryota; Bacillariophyta; Bacillariophyceae; Naviculales; Naviculaceae
Source: the annotation of a GenBank genome assembly
AUGCCAAGUGCCUCCCCAAGCACCAGCCCAGCAGCACCCUCUGGCAGUCCAACCAGCCUUGCAGCACGGCCCCGAGCGAAGCCUGCAAGCUCCUACCCCCAAGUGCAGCACAAAGCCCAAGCUCCUCCCCAAGUGGCAGCCCCACCGCCAUUGCCAAGUGCCUCCCCAAGCGUGAGCCCCAGCAGCAGCCCCUCUGGCAGUCCCACCGCAAUGCCAAGCGCCGGCCCCAGCGAAAGCCCAAGCUCCUCCCAAGUGGCAGCCCCACCGCCAUGCCAAGUGCCUCCCCAACGUGAGCCCCAGCAGCAGCCCCUCGGCAGUCCCACCGCAAUGCCAAGGCGGCCCCAGCGAAAGCCCAAGCUCCUCCCCAAGUGGCAGCCCACCGCCUGCCAAGUGCCUCCCCAAGCGUGA